Oreochromis aureus is the source of this 741-nucleotide messenger RNA. It is a transcript of the gene lim2.5, whose product is annotated as lens intrinsic membrane protein 2.5. The record is from RefSeq and is a predicted model, not a curated record. Gene Ontology annotation, molecular function: structural constituent of eye lens. The transcript has 5 exons. The coding region runs from base 133 to 657 and encodes 174 amino acids. Gene Ontology annotation, cellular component: plasma membrane. NCBI's taxonomy places the organism in Eukaryota, Metazoa, Chordata, Actinopteri, Cichliformes, Cichlidae.
CUUUGACAUUCGCUCACUCCUGGCUUGCACUCUCUCUCACUCUUUCCCUAAGGAAAGCCUGAUACUUAAGAGGGUUGAUUUAUCCUGAGGAAUUCAGUGCAUAAAGCCUUAACCACAGUCAUAGGAUCACUCAUGAUGUACAGCUUCAUGGGAGGGGGCCUUUUUUGUGCCAUUGUGGGGAACAUCCUGUUGGUGGUCUCCACAGCCACAGACUACUGGAUGCAGUACCGUCUGUCUGGGAGCUUUGCCCAUCAGGGCUUGUGGAGAUACUGCAUGUCUGGAAAGUGCUACAUGCAAACUGACAGCAUUGCAUACUGGAAUGCCACUCGUGCUUUUAUGAUCCUGUCUGCCAUGACAUGCUUUGCUGGCAUCAUCGCAGGAAUCCUCUCCUUUGCCCACUUUUCUGCCUUUGAGCGGUUUAACCGAUCAUUUGCUGCUGGAAUCAUGUUCUUUGUUUCAACUCUCUUUGUUCUGCUUGCAAUGGCCAUUUACACUGGGGUGACUGUGAACUUCCUGGGCAAGCGCUUUGGUGACUGGCGCUUCUCUUGGUCCUACAUACUGGGCUGGGUGGCCCUGCUAAUGACCUUCUUUGCAGGUAUAUUCUACAUGUGUGCCUACAGAAUGCAUGAGUGCAGAAGAGUGGCUGGCCCACGUUAAUGUAAAGAGGAAAAAGCGUGUCAGGGCUGCGGAAGACAUUAGUUUACAUUUAAAGAUUGGCACCUUGGUGGAAAAAAAUAAAAU